CCUUCCUUUCGUGGCAAUGGUUUGAUCCGGACUUCCUCCGGUUUGGGGUAGCGUCGAGAGGUCACGGGGAGGUUGCCGUUUGUUUCAGAAGAGUAACUAAUUGCAGACUAUGGCGUAUUCUGGUCCCGGAGGAGGCUAUUUCCAGGGCGGGUAUGGAAGUGCUCCAGGUGGACCAGCAUUUCCUGGUCAGGCUCAAGAUCCAUUAUAUGGUUAUUUUGCUGCAGUAGCUGGGCAGGAUGGGCAAAUAGAUGCUGAUGAGCUACAAAAAUGUCUGACUCAGUCAGGAAUUGCUGGUACCUAUAAACCCUUUAAUUUAGAAACUUGCAGACUCAUGAUCUCCAUGCUUGAUAGAGACAUGUCUGGCACAAUGGGCUUCAAUGAAUUUAAAGAACUUUGGGCUAUACUGAAUGGUUGGAGGCAACAUUUUAUGAAUGUUGAUGCAGACCGCAGUGGAACAGUUGAUUCUCAGGAGCUACAAAAAGCAUUGUUGUCCAUGGGAUUUAGAUUGAGUCCACAGGCCAUCAAUGGAAUUGUGAAACGAUACAGCUGUCGUGGAAAGAUCAGUUUUGAUGACUAUAUAGCCUGCUGUGUAAAACUCAGAGCUCUUACUGAUAGUUUUCGAAGAAGGGAUGCAACCCAGCAAGGGAUGGUGAAUUUCCAGUACGAUGAUUUCAUUCAGUGUGUCAUGAGCAUCUAACUCAAGAGUGAAGACAGACAAAUGAGCAUGGAUCUACAUUCUACAUCACUUUGCUUUGCGCCAAACCAAUAUGCUGUGUAACUAAAUUGUGAUAUUUGCAUAUUUUAUAAAUAUUAAUCAAUAUGCUUUUAUAAUUUUUAUAACUAAUGAAAGAAGGAAAUACAAUAAAUGUUGUUUGAGUGGAUCUGCCUUAUAUAUUUAUAAUUUGCAUAAGGAGAAAAGGAAACAAAUUAUUCAUGUUUACAUUUAAUUUUUCUGUUAUCAUGUAAAGGUGAUCACAUUGGAACAUGUCUUGUUAUCAGUACUAGCUAGGAAGUUAAAAUAAGAAUGUAUUGAAAUGAAUUCAUAAAAUGUGAUAGGUUUAUUUCUAGGAAGUUUUUUUAAAACUCAGAAUAAACUAAAAGUUUGUCACUUUCUAAGUAGUAAGCAAAAGAUUUGUCUAAGUGUUCAGUUGGCUGUCUUAAUAUUUUACUCUGGUGUUUAUUUCAUAGAAUCUGCUCAACUGGGAGCUGAUUUAGUUCCAUUUGCUAUUUUAGUUUAGUUUUUUAUUUUACCCAUUUAGAUGGUUUUCCACCUCACUACCGUGACUCGCUCCUGCUGUAUCACAUAUCUGCAUGCAAUGGAAUUUUGGGGGGGUCAGGAAAAGAAUGAUUGCCUACAUUACAUUUUUUUUUUUGAAACACAAGUGCUCCCAUCUAGUGGUAUUAAAGUUGAUGCAUAAAUUAUGAAUUUCAUGGCAGUUGACAA
Pseudonaja textilis is the source of this 1444-nucleotide messenger RNA. RefSeq names its product sorcin (gene SRI). The record is from RefSeq and is a predicted model, not a curated record. Gene Ontology annotation, molecular function: calcium ion binding. NCBI's taxonomy places the organism in Eukaryota, Metazoa, Chordata, Lepidosauria, Squamata, Elapidae.